AACAAAUCGUGCACGAAACCGUACGCCACAAAUAAUGAUGCAAAAUAGUAUUGCUAAACUACGCAGCAUAUCUCCGCUGUACGGACAGCUGGUAAUUGGGCCACCCGGCUCUGGUAAAACAAGCUACUGUUACAAAAUGCAACAGUUCCUCGAAAAGAUUGGCCGCAAAGUAACGAUCGUGAAUCUGGAUCCCGCCAACGAUAACAUGGAAUACACUAGUGCAGUCGACAUUAUGCAGCUUAUUACGGUGCAGGAUGCCAUGGAACAAUUCAAACUAGGCCCAAACGGAGCCCUCAUCUACUGUAUGGAAUUCUUGGAGACCAACUUCCAGUGGUUAUUGGACCAACUGAAAACCAUCGAUAGCAAUUACUUCAUAUUCGAUUGCCCUGGGCAAGUAGAAUUGUUUACACACAACAAUGCCUUAAAGAAUAUUUUUGGAAAGUUAGAACAACUAGGAUACCACCUGUGUACAGUGCACCUUAUCGAGUCACAAAACUGCGCCGAAGCUUACAAGUUCAUUUCAUGCGUGCUGCUCUCCCUUCACACGAUGCUCCAAAUGGGUUUACCUCACGUCAAUGUCCUUAGUAAAGCAGACCAGCUGAAGGAAUGCGAAUCCCGGCUGCCUUUUAACGUGGAAUACUACACAGAAGUGUUGGAUCUCAACUAUCUGUUGGAGAGCAUGGAAGCGGAUCGACUCGGUAGCAAAUUUACCAAACUGAAUGCGGCCAUCGUUUCGAUGGUGGAGGACUAUAGCCUAGUAUCAUUUCUUCUACUCGAUUCCAAUCGGGAUAAUAGUUUACUGAGGUUGAAAAAUGCAAUUGAUAAGGCGAACGGAUAUGUGUACGGCGCAGGAGAGGAGAAGAACAUCAACACACUACUGGCCUGUGCUGUUGGGGCAGAGACUGAGUCGGAUCGAAUGGAUCGCGAUAUUGAUCCUUAUCUAAAUUGAUGUAUAUAUGAAGGGCGAUAAAAUUCAGUAUAAAUCUGUUUAUUCCAUCCACUGUUUUAUUAGUACAUCCCGAAAUGAAAAAUAGCGCAAAUAAUUCUUUUCCACAUGCAACACCGAUUUACACCAAAUUUGGCUGUUUUACCUGGCCAGCGAAAAGAACAGCACGCUCCUUUCUUGCAACAAUCAUGAAGCCGAAUGGCCGGUUGGCCAGAAAACGUGGCGGUGUGGCUUUAUUUGCGAAAACUGCCGUCGUAACUGCCGCUGCCGUUGUGCCCUCCUCGUUGACGACGAUUUUGGAUUGCUGUAUUACGCUGCUUAUGUAGAUCGCAUUAAGUUCCGUUAUUUUGUCAAAGUUGGCCGAUCUUGAGCU
This is a messenger RNA of Anopheles coustani, 1319 nucleotides long. Its product is annotated as GPN-loop GTPase 2. The record is from RefSeq and is a predicted model, not a curated record. Gene Ontology annotation, cellular component: cytoplasm. The transcript has a single exon. NCBI's taxonomy places the organism in Eukaryota, Metazoa, Arthropoda, Insecta, Diptera, Culicidae. Bases 35 to 949 code for a protein of 304 amino acids. Gene Ontology annotation, molecular function: GTPase activity.